Messenger RNA from Rotaria socialis, 480 nucleotides. The record is from the annotation of a GenBank genome assembly. Lineage: Eukaryota; Metazoa; Rotifera; Eurotatoria; Philodinida; Philodinidae.
AUGUUUGCUGACAAUUUAUUAGAUAUGGACCAUGCACCAUCAACAUUAUCUUCUCAACAUUCUUCAAAAUUUUCAAACAUAGCUGCAAGUAUCACAACGACCUCACAUGGUGCGAAUAAAUUAUUAACAUCUCAGUCUAAUAAUAACCAUAAACCUACAGCUAUGGAAUUAUUUCUUGAUGCCGUUGGCGAUGACACAAUUCUUAAAAAUAAUUCUAGUCAACGCUCAACAAUAGUUGAAGAACUAUACAACUACCGAUUAUUAGUUAUCAAGUUAAAUUCUAAACAUGGGUCAUCAACAUCAUCUUCUUCAAACUUCUGGAAGAUUUUUAAUGAUGAUGGUUGUUCAAUAAUAUUAAUAUCACAAGUUACAUCUUCUGUUGAUUUGGAUGUAGAAAAUACUGUGACUGAAGUUGAAUUCGAUUGUAUUGUAUCUGAUGGUACUAUAAUAGGUAUCAAAUUUGGUGAUGCAAUUUGUUGA